This is a messenger RNA of Pyrenophora tritici-repentis Pt-1C-BFP, 1275 nucleotides long. RefSeq names its product RNA-binding protein (RRM domain). Gene Ontology annotation, molecular function: RNA binding. Lineage: Eukaryota; Fungi; Ascomycota; Dothideomycetes; Pleosporales; Pleosporaceae. The record is from RefSeq and is a predicted model, not a curated record.
AGAUACAGGACGACUAUCGCAACUUUUGCCAAAUCGCCCACCAUGUUUCUUCUUCGCCGCACUGCCGUCCGCGCCAUCAGCGCAUCGCCUUCCAAGACAUUUCUUGCGAAGCCGCGAAGCAUCAACACCAUUACCCCAUCCGCCUUUCGCCUUCGACAACCCACCUGGUCAAUUGCUUCCUUCCAGAGGAGAUUCGCCAGCGAUGACGUGACCAAGACAGAAGAGGCGCAGACCAGCGAUGAGAACUUUGCGCAAACAGCAGCAGAGGCACCAGUUGAGGAGAACCUGACGCCUGCACAAGAAGAGGCUCAGGCCGACCCCAAGGAUGAGUCUGCUACUAUCGGCGUAGAUGCACUGGAAGCAGCUACCAACAGACCCACGACCAUGGGCAGGCAGUCGAGGCAAUCCAGGAACACGGAACCAAACAAGAUGUUAUAUAUUGGCAACUUGUACUACGAGGUCACGGCUGACCAGCUGAAGCGUGUCUUCUCACGCUUCGGUGAGGUUGAGUCGGUCAAGAUCGUUUACGACAACAGAGGCCUCAGCAGAGGUUUCGGAUACGUCGAGUUUGCAAACAUGGCUGAUGCGCAGGCGGCCAUUGACAACCUCGACAUGCAGGUCUUUGAGGGUCGCAACAUGGUCGUCCAGUACCACCAGCCCAAGCCCAACUCCAUGUCGCGCAACGCUUCUGGCAGCUUCGAUGCCAACGCUCCCUCCAAGACUCUCUUCAUCGGUAACAUGUCGUUUGAGAUGUCAGACAAGGACCUUAACGAUCUCUUCCGUGACAUUCGAAACGUCAUGGAUGUGCGCGUUGCCAUUGACAGGAGAACGGGUCAGCCCAGAGGUUUUGCCCAUGCCGACUUCAUCGACGUAGCCAGCGCCACCAAGGCCAAGGAAGUGCUCAGUGAGAAGGUCAUUUACGGACGACAGCUUCGCAUCGACUACAGCAAGCCGGGUACGAGCGAGCAGCGGGGAAAGCGCGCCGAUUCUACCCAGGAUUAAAGCCGGCGUAGUAAAAAGGAGGCGUGAACAGCGUGGAGAGUGGAGAUACCAGGACCGCUUCGUGCUCCUAUGACGGAUGAUGGGUUCGGAGAUGGUCGAUAUAUCUGUACGAUUUUCACGACUGGCAUGUUUGCCUCAUUUGUUGCGUAAUGUGAGGGUAAAUAGGUCUCAUGUAUCAUAAGGGCAGCGUCCGGCGUUGUUACUCUCCUCUUCUUUGGCAUGCAGCUCGGGUGGAUAAUUGCCGUAUAAAAGGAAAUCCACAUUGCACUACAA